AUGGUUCCAUUAAUUAAUGCAAUUGGAUAUGGUGCCUAUAACAUUUUAAGUGAUAAAUCAAUAUUAUCGCUGUCAUAUACGAACAUGGUGAUAUCCGCAAUCAAUUUGCUAUUGUUAAUCAUUUUUUACUACUGGGCGAUGCCUCUCGCGUUUCCUUCCCAGUUUCAAUACAAACAAUACAUGAAAACCAUCAUUAUAUACGGUAAAAACAUCUUUUGGUCGGUUCUCCUGUUCUUACUAACCAUUGUAAUUACUGUUGCAUCAAAGUCUCGCUCAGCAAUUCUCGAAUCUGAGUUAAUUAUUGCUUUUUACUUCAUGUACAGUACAAUUACAGUAUGGAUUAAGCCUUCAAGUAAUUUUUUUAGAUUCUGGAUCAUGUUAUGUGCCUAUUUAUGCGCUACAAUUGUUGCAAUUAUGUCAUCUAUUUAUAUUUACGUCAAAUACGUUGAAGAGAAGUAUUUUGCGGUCAUAUUGAUAGGAAUAUGGGUGUUAUGCUGCGUAGUUUCAGUAUUUCUGAUAAGAUAUAAAAAUAAGAAGUUUGAUUCAAUGAUUGAGACCUCAAAUUUCUCCGAAGCACGUCCUUAUGAUAUAAUGUAUAUCUGCCAACGCGCGCUUUUCACUUCAAAGUUUUCCCAAAACUUAAUUGUCUUAAUGGACGAAAUGUACUCGAAAGAUUCGUCCACGGACAACUUAAUCUCACUCAUUGCAACGCAAUUGGCCUACGAUGUCCAUCGUCAAGACCUGGAUUUGAUGAUUACAAUUUUGGCAAAUUCUUCAAACCUUCCUAGAAUCACUCAGUUCCUUGUCUACGAGCUUUACAAGAGGUAUACCAAUUCAUCCAAGCUAGUUUGUUUACUAUCCGGCGUGGAAUCAAUCGAUAAAAGAAUCCAAGAGUUCAAAAACAAGUCAGACAAAUUCUGGAAGUUUACGAUGCUUGGGCAGACCUCAGAAGCAAUCAAAUCCGUUGGUUUUCUUAAAGUUUUAUUGGACGAUUUGUCUUAUGAUUACAGAAUUUACGAAUCCUUCUUCCCGUCGCAUUCCAAGGUUCAUACUCUAUACAAUGAAUUUUUCAAGAAGUUCAUUAUGAAGCCUGACGCCAAAAUUUCAGAGUUGACAAGGUAUUCUGUUGCUGAUGACUUAGUUAUUCAAGAUACGACAGACGGAUCAUCAUCAGUGCAUAGCUCAGAUAGCAGCAGUGAUGAAGAACUAAGAAAUAGCCAGCAACAAUGGAUUAAUGAAAAUAUCAAAAAAUUAAUUCAGAAAUCUGUCAACAUUCCUUUGUUUAUUCUAGCGGUAGUCAUAUGGAUUGGCACCUUGUGCGUCUAUUACUUCCUAAUUCAGAAGCCUUCCGAGACAAAAGACAUCGCAUCUGAAUAUCAGUACAUUCCCGACGCAAUUUACGCAAUGGAAGAGAUGACGAUAUCAUGGAUGAAGAUUGCCUACAUGAUAGAUGCAUUCCGAGCCAACAUGGAUCCUUUAAACUACUCAUUUGACAAAGUUAAAGAAAUUAUGCACCUUUUGUCAACGGAUUUCGUGACAACGGCACAAACAGUGUAUAACAAUAUGACCAAUGAACUCCAUUCUCUCCAGAAAUUCCUUGGAAACAUAGAAACAAAAUUAGUAAAUUUGGAUAAUGCGGAAGAGAGCUUUGUAGAGUUGAAAUCCGAUUGGUUUGUAUCUAAAAUUGUUGUUGAUAACUUCAAUUUGAGCAUAGAUGAAGUUCUUUCGGCUACAUCGAGUCAAUUACUUUCAAUUAAGACUGAAAACAUGACGAAAGAGAAUUUUACUGCAGCAAUAGCAGAGAGCUGGAGUUACCUCUUCGGAGUGACCAUGAAAAUCGAGCACCAAGUCUAUAAAAUGCUCAAAAUCCUCAAAGACUUUACAAAAAGUAAAAUAAGAACAACGAUGAUCGUCAACAAAACAAAAAUUAUCAUAUUUUUGUGUGUAAUUGCUUUUUGUGUGUUAUUAACCAUUCUUAUGGUAUUUUUAAUUGUUAAUCACUUCGGAAAAGUCAUAAUGUUGCAUUUCCGACCAAAUGUUCACCCGAAUCCGCAAUUAGAGGUGACAUUGUCCGACAACAUAUCGACAAACGUAUGUUCGCCAAUGUUUAUCGGUAUAGUUUUCACUUAUAUCAUAGUUAUGGCGUUUUUCAUCGGAAUUUACUUCUUAACUUCGUAUUUCCGCGGCCAAUUCUCAAACGAGAUCUACAGAUAUUCCGAUUGCAUCAUAUCUGUGCACAAUGUAACCCAAAAACUUGGUUUGCUUCAGUUCAAAUUUGUAUCAGAUUUAGAAUCAAACUCAUUUGACCUGCAAAGGUACCAAAGUCUCAUAAAUGAUGCAGCAACAUUAUUAAUACAAUCGUUACAGUCGAUUUACUAUGCGAAUUACCGUGGAGAUAUUUUAUUUAAUUUUAUUACGAAUUAUAAAUGCAACAUUACGCAGGAUUCGACUGUUUCCGAUGUAUUUGGAUGCUGGGGAUCAACCGUUACCUAUAAUUUCCUUGUCCAUUACUCAGAUCGAAUGAACAAAGAAAAUAAAACCAAUGGAUAUGAUUUCUGCCACAUGCAGUACUUGUAUUUAGACAUUCUCUUGGAUGACAUGAUGACUCUCUGUGGAGAAAUCCUUAAUUUAAGUCAUUCAACGGUUUUAGAAUACAAAUACAUACAACAUUCAAAUUAUGGAGUUUUAUUUACAUUGGGAAUCUUUAUUUUCUUUGUUUAUUAUGAGAUUUUGUUUGCUUUAUAUGUAGUUGAACUCCAACUUGGUCGCCAGAUAGCAGCUCUAAGUCCAAUGUUCAUUGUUCAACACCAAUGUUUAGUUUCUUACGUCGCGGAUUUGAGUGAAGAUGAAAAAAGUGAAAAAGAAGUUUUACCUUUCUUCGAAAUUUAUGAUUCAUCUGGUGUAGCUGUUGUCGCUUUGAACGAGAAACUAUCUAUAAUAGCUUUCACAAAAGAAGUACUAAAGAUAUUCGCGUACAAAGCACAACAGUUAUACGGACAAAGUAUCGAAGCUUUAGUUCCUUUGAAUGAAAAAGUUUACAAAAACAACGAUAAAAAAUUUUACAGACAAAUCGAGUUGGCGAGGAAUCACGAGGCCGCAGCACGAUUCAGUCGAACAGUUACUGGUUGCUGCAGUGACAGAACUCCCGUCGAUUUGAAAACAUCUGUUUCUUACGUAGAAACAAGUUCUGGAAAAUAUUUUGUCAUUGAAUUUCGAUCAAUUGCCAGAGAAACAUUUUACGAAGAGCAGUACAUUAACUCCAGCAAACUCAUUAACCAGUACAGAUCUUCCGCAAUGCCAAUCAUGCUAUUCACUGAUGACCCCGCUUUGAACAGAAGAAUGACAUUCAAAGAGACGAUAAAAGUGAGAUAUCGUCAUUACGCGGCGGUUUAUGUCGGUUUGAUUAUCGACGAGAAUUUUGAGUUGAAUGAUUUGAAUGAGAGCUCUUUCAGUCCUAUGAAGGACAUUCUCAGUUUGAGCACUCCUCUUUAUUCAGGUGUUUCUGGAGCGUUGGUUAUCGACGCGACAUGUGAAACAGCAAUUAUCAUUUUCGUGAAUGAUGAAGAUUCAGACGCUCAUUUACACAACGCUAUCGGUUUCUCCUUGGAUUUCUCUGAGAAAAACAUUUACCCAACACACGGAGUAAUCAUCGAGGGUGAUGAUAUUGAUGUGUGUCUCCAUCCCCUCCCUGACGUAGUUGAUCAAUAUGGACAGAACUCCAAACAAAUUCGUCCUCAAAUGUCAAUUGAACCUGCAAGUGAAGUUCUCCAAAAAUUGGCAAAAGUUGUGCAGAUUGCGAUCGAAAACUGCUUGAUAUUGCCGACAAACGCUGCAGAACUCAUCGCUGAUGUUCCUUCUUUGCCUUUUGCAAACGAUUUGGGUCUGGAUCUUUCGUUCAUCGAAAUCAAAAUUAGUUCUUUUGUUAAUUGA
Trichomonas vaginalis G3 is the source of this 3930-nucleotide messenger RNA. RefSeq names its product PAS domain domain-containing protein. The record is from RefSeq and is a predicted model, not a curated record. The transcript has a single exon. Bases 1 to 3930 code for a protein of 1309 amino acids. NCBI's taxonomy places the organism in Eukaryota, Parabasalia, Trichomonadida, Trichomonadidae.